AUGUCAUCAUCGUCAUCCGAUGAAGUUGAAGAAAGAUUGGACGAAAUUAUCGACGAUAUCAUAGAUGAAACCUACAUCAACAUUUUGGAAGCCCAACCCUCUAAGCCGAAGAAACGCGCUUAUAUAGAACGAGACCGCGAAAUCGGACACAACCGAUUAUGGAAUGAUUACUUCAGUGAAGAUGCGACAUUUCCGCCGUAUUUAUUCAGACGCCGUUUUCGUAUGAAUAAAGAAUUAUUCUUGCGUAUUGUCCAUCGCCUCUCAGAACACGUUCCAUUCUUUCAACAAAGAAGAGAUGCCACGGGGAGGUUUGGUCUUUCACCACUACAAAAAUGUACAGCCGCCAUUCGUCUCCUUGCUUAUGGUUCUGCAGCUGACGCGGUUGAUGAAUAUCUCAGAGUUGGUGAAAGCACGGCAAUUUCGUGUUUAAAGCAUUUUAAUGAAGGAAUAAUUCAGUUAUUUGGUAAUGAGUAUCUACGAAGACCGACAGACGAGGAUCUUCAGCGACUACUCCAUAUUGGAGAGAUACGCGGGUUUCCGGGGAUGGUAGGAAGCAUCGACUGUAUGCAUUGGAGGUGGAAAAAUUGCCCAACGGCUUGGAAAGGACAGUACACCCGGGGAUCAACAAAACCGUCAAUUGUGUUAGAGGCAGUAGCUUCACAAGAUCUUUGGAUAUGGCACGCUUUCUUCGGUCUACCAGGUCGGGCUCCGAGGGUAGAGUACGUGGUCAACGGACACAUGUAUAAUUUGGCGUACUACCUCACGGACGGUAUUUAUCCAAACUGGUCAACAUUUAUCCAAUCUAUCUCACUACCUCAAGGUCCAAAAGCAGAGUUAUUUGCUAAACUUCAAGAAUCAACCCGGAAAGAUGUGGAGCGGGCUUUUGGAGUUUUACAAGCUCGAUUUGCGAUUUCGAAAAUGAACGAGAUGGAUACGGCACUCAGUACGAUCCAUCUGAAUUUGAAGAAGAAGAUGUAG
Molecule: messenger RNA, 978 nt
Organism: Brassica napus (rape)
Lineage: Eukaryota; Viridiplantae; Streptophyta; Magnoliopsida; Brassicales; Brassicaceae
Exons: 3
Coding region: 1-978 (325 amino acids)
Source: RefSeq, a predicted model, not a curated record